This is a messenger RNA of Haliotis rubra (blacklip abalone), 1556 nucleotides long. Its product is annotated as cell division control protein 45 homolog. Gene Ontology annotation, molecular function: chromatin binding; single-stranded DNA binding; DNA replication origin binding. The coding region runs from base 69 to 1556 and encodes 495 amino acids. Gene Ontology annotation, cellular component: DNA replication preinitiation complex. The record is from RefSeq and is a predicted model, not a curated record. Gene Ontology annotation, biological process: DNA replication initiation; mitotic DNA replication preinitiation complex assembly; double-strand break repair via break-induced replication. Lineage: Eukaryota; Metazoa; Mollusca; Gastropoda; Lepetellida; Haliotidae. The transcript has 15 exons.
GCCCAGGGAACCGCGCCAAAAUCGAAUAACACGGACGAAAACAUUGCGAAGAUUUUGUUCUGAUCAUAAUGUUUGUCAAGGAUUUUAAGAAGAAUUUCUAUGACGCUAUACAAAAUCAGCGAGUUCUAGUACUGGUGUCUUUCGAUGUGGAUGCAUUAUGUGCGUGCAAGAUUUUGCAGUAUCUGUUCCAGUGCGACCAGGUCCUAUACACCAUUGUCCCGGUCAGUGGCCUGGAAGACCUGGAGCGGGCCUUCGUAGAGAAUUCAGAAGGCAUCAAGCAUGUUGUGAUGAUCAACUGCGGUGCCACUGUGGAUGUUGUUGAGAUGUUGCAGCCACCGGAGCACGUCCGCUUCUACAUCAGUGACAGUCACCGUCCGGUAGACAUCCACAACGUGUUCAACGCUGUGCAGGUCAAGUUGUUGAUGAAGGAGGAGGAGUUGACGGAGCUGCCAGAGUACGAUGAAGUCUUCAGGGACGAUAGUUCAGACGAGGACUCUGGUAAUGAGAGUGACAGUUCUGACAGAUCGGGGAAAAAACGGAGGUUUGACGAGGCAGCCAUAGACAGACGGAGAGAAAAGAGAUUGUGGAACGAAAAUAGGAACAAGGUCAUAUUUGACUACACAAAGUUCACAUCAUAUGGAACUUCAUCCUCCUUAUUAAUGUUUGAAAUGGCGUGGAAGAUGUCUAAAGACACCAAUGAUUUAUUGUGGCUGGCUAUUAUCGGUGUGUCAGACCAGUAUGUUCAUUUCAAGACCCCAAGAGACAAGUACAUGGAUGAUGUUAUGGCGCUACAGUCUCACGUAGCUCGGCACAACCAUCGAGGAGACGACGAGGAGAACCUCAUCUCCAUCAACUGUUUGAAAAUUGUGUUUGAUGAGGAGCUGACGCUGACGAUGUACCGCCACUGGUCCUUGUUUGAGUCCAUCUGUCACUCGGUCGGUAUGGCGUGCAAGUUCAAGGUGUGGACGCUCAAGGGACAGAAGAAACUCAAUGAGUUCUUAGCAGAGAUGGGGAUGCCACUGAACCAGUGCAAGCAGAAGUUCUCGGCCAUGGACACGGAGCUGAAGGGCAACAUCAAGGGCAUGAUACAGGACCAGAUGAACAAAUAUGGACUGGUGAUGCAGGACAUAGUGAUCCCAUCAUUCUCAGCCCAAUAUGGCUACCGAAACAAGCUGUGUGCCACGGACGCUGUGUACGCAUGCUGUGCAGUAUUGGAAGGAACUGAGAAAGGCAAGACUCCCAAUGAUUGUUUCCUUGAUGCAGUUGAUAUUCUAACAAGGUCAAAUGUGGCCGCUUUAGAGAAGGGUCUUGAAUUGGCUAAACGUCAGCUGAAGGCUGUGGUGACUCAGGUCCAGACAUUCCUGGACAUGCAUCAGGUCAUCUCUGCUGGACCCUUCCUCUACGCCCUUAUACAGGAGAUGAUGAUGGUGGGAGAGUUCACAGUUAAGACACUGAUUAGAAGUGGAAAAGGGAGGAUGUUUAAAGAUUUUUUAAUUUUCAACAAUAACUGGGAGCUGAACAGUAGAAUGGAAAGACGGUCAAAGACCGACGGAUGA